UCAAUGAUCGGGCUAAGAGACUGGCGCACCACAGAAGAGCAAAGGCCAGCGCGAGAGGACCCCUAAUAAAUUCGGCCAUUGUCAGUCAGGUUGGCAGGGUUUAUGGAUUGGCUUUUCCCGAGCCCGCUGUCAGCUCUUAUCUCUUCUACUCUAGCGCAAUCUAUUCCUCCUGCUCAGCAACUUCUGCGGACGUCUUUGUUAUCUGCUCCUGACGUCAACUCGGAGGUGGCCCCGGGACUAUUCAUAGCUUGCUUUUGGUCGCCAAUUCCAAGACAUCCGACCGACCAACAGCUGAACUUAAGUUAUCCACAAGGGUGCCCCUUGGCGGCAUCGGGACCUCCUUCCGCCGGGCUCGACGUAUCUUGGCCCAACGCCGAGCCGAGGAGAGCAAUGGCCCGCAAGCUCCCGUCUUCCCUCACCUGCCACCGGGGGAAACCUGCAGCACCGGCACAACGUGUACUGAGAUACCACUCCCUGGACGACGCCCUGUUCUGUCUGGCAUCCAGUCUAGAACUACUUUCCCUCAUAAGAAGCAGUUUGGUGGUUAACAUCGAAUUGGGGCAUCGCCUCAUGCGGAGCGUACGACCAGCCUGGUUCGCUGUACACCUGAUCCUGUUGUCAACGAAGGUCGGACACGGGGCCAAUCUACGACAUUUGCGUUUGCUACUCUAUACCCUUACAUGACGGGAAGUGUCAAAACUGGACACCUUUGCAGCUUUGCAAGCCGAUCUU
Canariomyces notabilis is the source of this 732-nucleotide messenger RNA. RefSeq lists its product as uncharacterized. Lineage: Eukaryota; Fungi; Ascomycota; Sordariomycetes; Sordariales; Chaetomiaceae. The record is from RefSeq and is a predicted model, not a curated record. The transcript has 2 exons. The coding region runs from base 103 to 684 and encodes 193 amino acids.